Messenger RNA from Zingiber officinale, 3687 nucleotides. Its product is annotated as DNA mismatch repair protein MSH3-like. The transcript has 12 exons. NCBI's taxonomy places the organism in Eukaryota, Viridiplantae, Streptophyta, Magnoliopsida, Zingiberales, Zingiberaceae. Gene Ontology annotation, biological process: mitotic recombination; mismatch repair. Gene Ontology annotation, molecular function: mismatched DNA binding; ATP binding; ATP-dependent DNA damage sensor activity. The record is from RefSeq and is a predicted model, not a curated record. The coding region runs from base 108 to 3425 and encodes 1105 amino acids. Gene Ontology annotation, cellular component: nucleus.
UUGAUAUAGCUCCUUUUUCCCUCCGUAUUGGACUGGGGCGAAUUGGCGGGACACUGCCUUAACCCCCGCGUUCCUCUGCUGCAUUCGCACGCUCUUUCUUCCUCGCCAUGGGGAAGCCAAAGCAGCAGACCAUCUCUCGCUUCUUCGCCCCCAAACCACUACCUCCAUCCCCUUCUUCUCCUCCUCCUCCUCCUCCUCCGCCGCCGCCGCCUCCGCCUUCCAGAUCCUCCCCCAAAAUCUCUGCCACCGUCUCCCUCUCCCCCUCCGCCAAGCGCCGCCUCCAAUCUCUAUCCUCUUCCCCGAACCCCAAGAAGAACAAACCGUCCUCCUCGGCCUCCAAUGCCCUCGUCCCCGUCCCCUCCUCCACUCCCGACCUUCACCGCCGCUUCCUCUCCAAGCUCCUCGUCCCCGCUUCGUCCCCGCCUCGCAAAUCUCUUCCUCAAAACCCUACUUAUACCCCCCUCGAGCUACAGGUCGUCGACCUCAGAUCCAAGCACCCCGACGUUGUCCUCAUGUUCGAAGUCGGCUACAGGUACCGCUUCUUCGGCCAGGACGCCGAGAUCGCCGCUCGCGUCCUCGGCAUCUUCGCCCACGUCGACCACAACUUCCUCACCGCCAGCAUCCCCAGCUUCCGCCUCCACUUCCACGUCCGCCGCCUCGUCGCGGCGGGGCACAAAGUCGGCGUCAUCAAGCAGACUGAGACCGCCGCGAUCAAGGCUCACGGGGCCAACCGGGUCGGGCCAUUCUCACGGGGGCUAUCGGCGUUGUACACGAGGUCGACGAUUGAGGCGGCGGAGGACAUGGAGGGUGGGAGCGGGCCGGAGAUCGGUGGUUCCGGGAGCAAUUUCCUUGCUUGCGUCGUUGAAAAGGAGCUGGUGCCGGAUCAUGAGGGGAGGUUUUGUGUGAAGGUUGCACUUGUUGCGGUCGAUGUCUCCACAGGAGAUGUUGUUCAUGGGGAGUUUGAUGACAAUUCGAUAAGAACGGGGCUUGAGGCAAUGUUGAUUAGUUUGUCUCCUAAUGAGAUGCUGUUAGGAGAACCUCUUUCCUCAGUGACGGAGAAGCUGGUACUAGCUUAUUCUGGAUCUACAUCAAACAUUCGAGUUGAGCGCACCUCACGUGAUUGUUAUAGCAAUGGUGGCGCACUUGCUGAAGUAAUGUCUCUUUAUGAAAACAAAGAUGACAAUGUUCUGGUUCCUGUGAAUGAUACUGAAGAUAGUGAUAUAAGAGGGGAAGGAUGCCAUUUUCCUACAAUAAAGGAAAUUAUGUCCUUGCCUGAACUAUCAAUUCAAGCAUUGGCAUUAACCAUCCGUUAUUUAAGAAAUUUUGGAUUGGAGAGGAUACUCGGCCCCACUGCUUCCUUUAGGGCCAUUUCUAGCAAGUUUGAGAUGACUUUAUCAGCAAAUACACUUCAUCAGCUUGAGGUUUUGGCAAACAACUGUGAUGGCUCUCUUCAAGGUUCCCUUUUUCAAGUUAUGAAUCACGCUCUUACUGCAUUUGGAUCAAGGCUUUUCAGACACUGGGUCACUCAUCCAUUAUGCGAUAGGAAUUUGAUACUAGCUCGUCUUGAUUCUGUUUCUGAGAUAGCUGAAUCAAUGGGCCUGUGCAUGGGGCCAAAGCUUGAAAGUGAAUUAGCAACUGAGAAAUAUUCUGAUGCUCUUAAGCAAUCUGAGAUUGCUGAGGUUAUAUCUUCAGUUUUAACAAUGCUUGGGAAGUCACCUGAUGUUCAGCGGGGAAUUUCCAGAAUUUUUCACCGGACUUCUACAGCUGCUGAGUUUAUUAGGGUUAUCCAUGCUUUGCUUACCUCUGGGAAGCAGUUACAGAAGCUUGUUUUGGAGACUGAUGCUGGAGAAACUCAACCAAGUGUCAAAUCUGCUUUACUCAGAAGACUGAUCUAUUCUGCUUCUUCACCUGCUGUAAUGGCUAUAGCUGUUAAACUUUUAUCUUCUCUAAAUAAGGAUGCAGCAGAUCAAGGUGAUAUGUUGAAUUUGUUUAUUUCUUGCACGGAUCAAUUUCCUGAGAUCUGUAGUGGCCGUAUGGCUGUUCAGAUGGCUGAAAAGAAGUUGGAUUUACUCAUUGUUCAGUACCGGAAGCAGCUUGGAAUGCAAAAAUUAGAGUUUAUGAGUGUGUCUGGGAAGACACAUCUAAUAGAGCUGUCAGAAGAUAAAAAGGCUCCUUCAAAUUGGGUUAAGGUUAGUAGUACCAAAAAAACCACACGAUAUCACCCCCCUGAAGUGCUGGCAGGCUUGGAUGAAUUGUUGCUUGCCAAGGAAGAAUUUUCUGUUGUUUGUCGGGCCACAUGGGACAAAUUCUUGAUGAAAUUUGGCAAAUACUAUGCUCAGUUUCAAACAGUUGUGCAAGCUCUGGCUGCAUUGGACUGCUUGCAUUCACUUGCCAUUGUCUCCAGAAAUGAGAAUUUUGUGCGACCAGUUUUUGUUGGCGAUGACGAACCAAAUCAAAUUCACAUCUCUUUGGGUCGUCAUCCAGUUUUGUGGUCAACUCUGGGAGACAACUAUGUUCCAAAUGAUACGAAGUUGCAUGUAGAUAGGGAGUACUGUCAAAUUAUUACCGGGCCAAAUAUGGGUGGGAAAAGUUCUUAUAUUCGGCAAGUUGCCCUUAUAGCAAUUAUGGCUCAGGUUGGUUCCUAUGUACCGGCAACUUCAGCAAAGCUGCACGUACUGGAUGGGAUUUACACUCGUAUGGGGGCAUCAGACAGCAUCCAGCAAGGUAAAAGUACAUUUUUUGAGGAAUUAGCUGAGACAUCUCACAUACUACACAAGUGUUCAUCACGCUCUCUAGUCAUCAUUGAUGAACUUGGUCGAGGCACAAGUACGUAUGAUGGCGUUGCAAUUGCUUAUGCUACAUUACAUAGGCUUCUUAAUUGGAAGAAAUGCAUGGUCCUUUUCGUCACUCAUUACCCGAAAAUUGUGGACAUCCAGAAAGAGUUUCAAGGCUCAGUUGGUGCAUACCAUGUUUCCUAUCUCGCAUCUAAAAACCCUCUUGACAUAACUGAUUCUGAAACAAUAUCAUGCGGUGAGGGGCUGAGCCUUGAAGAGGUUACUUUUCUGUACAAACUUGUGCCUGGUGCAUUGGAUAAGAGCUUUGCUCUUAACGUUGCAAAGCUAGCCCAGCUACCAAGUUCAUGCAUAGCACGAGCUGCUAUCCUGGCUGCGAAGAUGGAAGAGGAGAUGAACACACGGUUGAAAAAUCAAGCAAGAAACACAAUUUCAAUCUCAUCUCAGGAUGAAAUAAAUACUGACUCUAAACCAUUGGAGUUAUGUGAAGAUCAAGCUUUUACUGAUCUCAAAGAAACAUGUCGCGAACUGUUGUUGCACAUAGAAUCUGCCUUAAAUGAUACUGAACCGGCGAAUAAGUUAUGUUCACUGAAACAUGCGAGGGAGAUUGCAACGAAGGUGAUAAAACAAUAGCUCAUUGCCCGAAACAUAAAAUCAAAUCGUUGUCCGCAAGAGUUCUUCCAAUUCCAAGCAAAAACAAUUAAUUGGCUUCAUCAGUGCGGUUGAUUGUUCAAGGGUGCUGAAGCUUGUGAUGGUUGCCAGUAAAUUAAUAUUUUGUAAAGAGGGAAAUUUGUAAUUAGUUUCUUUACUACCCUAAUCUCUUAUCACCACAUCUCCUGAAUUUUGUAAAACCUAAACCACAAAGAAAAAUAUUCACAUCUAAAAUUUUGUAAAA